AUGCUGGACAACCCCCAGGCUGGCACCAAAGGUAUCAUCACGGGCAUCUACUAUCUCGGCACCUUCCUGAGCUAUAUUUUCCUUUCACAUCCCCUGAGUGACUGGAUGGGUCGUCGCUUCGCCGCCCUAUCCGGCAUUGUUAUCCUGGUCUUCGGCGCCGUGCUUCAGGCCACUAGCCAUGGCUGGUCUGCCCUUGCUACCAUGAUCUUGGGGAGGUUCAUUUCCGGCAUGGGUGUUGCCGUCGUUUCCACCUCGGUGCCCCUCUACCAGACGGAGGUCUCGCCCGCCAACAAACGAGGACACUUCGUCACCAUGAACCACGUCGGCUUCAUCGCGGGAUUAGCCCUCGGUCUCUGGGUCGGCUAUCUCAUGACGUACUGGACAUCCCCGACGGGACACUACUACGGCUGGCGCGUCUCCAUUUUCCUAGAGCUCAUCCCCGCCUUGCCCUUCGCCGUAGGCCUGCCCUGGAUCCCCGAGACGCCUCGCUGGCUCGUGGAGAAUGGACGCCUGGAACAAGCCAGGGCCACCCUCCGCUGGCUCCGACAAGGCCUCGUCCCGGACGCGGAGGUGGACGACGAGCUAGCCUCCAUCGUGAAGAACGUGGACGCUUACUACACCUCGAGCACGUCGUGGCUGUCCCUCUUCCGGGAACCGGCCCUCUUCGCGCGGCUGUGGCGUGCCGCGGCGCUUCAGUUCAUGGCGACCAUGUGCGGCGCGACGGCGAUGAAGUACUACCUCCCUUCCCUCCUCAAGGCGCUGGGCCUCGAGACGCGUCUGGCCCUCAUGGCGGGCGCCGUGGAGAUGACGCUCAAGAUCGGAUUCACCGUGCUGGAGAUGUUUCUUAUUGACCGGUUUGGACGCCGGAAGUGCCUCGUGGCCGGGUGUGUCGUUAUGUCUGUUGCUAUGAUGAUCAAUGGUGCGCUGCCCAUCGCGUACCCGAAUAAUUCGAACAAGGCCGCCGACGUGAUCUGCAUCGCCUUCAUCUUCAUUUAUGCCCUUGGUUAUAGCCUGGGUUUCGGGCCGGCGUCGUGGGUGUACAAUACAGAGAUCUUCCCAACAGCCGUGCGAGCCAGGGGUCUCAAUUUCGCGGCGUCCGGAGGCUCGGUCGGGUCCAUCAUUGUAUCCCACGUGUGGCCCGUUGGCCGCGCCGCCCUGGGGAGUAAAGUCUACUUUAUUUUCAUGGUGGUUAACAUUAUCUGCAUCCCGAUUCUCGUCAUCUUCUAUCCCGAGACCAAGGGCGUUGCGCUAGAGGAUAUGGACGAAUUAUUCGGCAAAGUGAGAGUCGCACAUCGAAUCGAAGCCGAGCGUGAUGGACCGGAAGACACAGAACGCCUAUUGCAAGACCCCCAGGCGUUGGGGCAAGACAUUGAGGAACCGUAUCGGGAUGCGGCUACAAGGGCAUGA
Sodiomyces alkalinus F11 is the source of this 1407-nucleotide messenger RNA. Its product is annotated as ascus development protein. Gene Ontology annotation, molecular function: carbohydrate:proton symporter activity. Gene Ontology annotation, cellular component: membrane. Lineage: Eukaryota; Fungi; Ascomycota; Sordariomycetes; Glomerellales; Plectosphaerellaceae. Gene Ontology annotation, biological process: transmembrane transport; carbohydrate transport. The transcript is spliced from 8 exons. The coding region runs from base 1 to 1407 and encodes 468 amino acids. The record is from RefSeq and is a predicted model, not a curated record.